Daldinia decipiens is the source of this 1236-nucleotide messenger RNA. Its product is annotated as plasmid pRiA4b ORF-3-like protein-domain-containing protein. The coding region runs from base 383 to 1099 and encodes 238 amino acids. The record is from RefSeq and is a predicted model, not a curated record. Lineage: Eukaryota; Fungi; Ascomycota; Sordariomycetes; Xylariales; Hypoxylaceae. The transcript has a single exon.
CGAUAAAUAAUAAGUGAUAAAUGGCAGGAAAGAAAAUAGGUAUGUAGUACAAAUAUUGCUUUUUACUAGAACAAUAGGACGAAAUAUACAGCUAAGAUGUAGGUUUGAUUUCGACCGGCGGACUAUCUAUAUAUAUAUACGUAGACUCUAGCCAACCAGGAUAAUCGAUGCUACCCAUUAUGGAAGUACCGGCAAAUGUAUUGCCUUCGAAAACCGGGCUCCCGCCUUAGAUUGCCAGGCCGCCUUUUGGCCAACGCAUAGAAAAAGAUGCGUUCCUCAGAACUACAUUGUGAAGUUCGAGCUAUCACCCAAGGAGAUCACAGACCCGCCUAUCUUCCGCACUCUCUCCUGUCCCGCCGACGCUGUUUUCCAUCAUCUGCACAUGGCCCUACAAGUCGCUUUUGGCUUGGCGACUACCCAUUGCUUUGGGUUCGAGGCCUCUCAUAUACCUUCGCCCGAAGAGAUAGCCGUGUUCCGAGAAAUGUGGACGAAUCCCAGGUCCGAGCAACAGCCUGGCCCAUCUUUCCCAGAUCAACCCCUACUCCGUGUUGUCGACCCCAACAUGGAGGAUGAGUCCUUCGAGUUCGACUUUCAGCCAUCCUGGGCCCUACAACGCCCUAAACCCAUAGAGAAGAAAGCUAGUUCUUUUAUGUUGUGCAACUUCUUCGAUGACCCGAAGUACGCCAGCUAUAAGAUGGUCUAUAAUUACGACUUCGGCGACGGCUGGGAGCACGAAAUGACGCUCUUAGGACACGACGAUGCUACGCACGACUUCGUGUGCAUCGACGGUGCCGGUCAUUGUGCGGCUGAGGACGUGGGCGGAUCAACGGGUUGGCAGGAUCUCAAGGAAGCGUACCUCGCCGCGCGCCUUGAUGGGGAUCAGCGCUACCAAAGACAGUGGUUUGAAGAAGUUUGCAGUAACGCAGACCCCGCGGGUCUGGCAGGCGAUAGAGUCCACGCCUGGGAUCGCCUCCGCAUCAACGAACAGCUCAAGACUGAACGGCUCUUCCAGCACUUCAGUCGCAUGGAGUGGGAGAAGGAGGCCGAGAUGGAGAGACGUAACCAGCUUAUGCAGAGGCGUCUAGUACGUAAAGUGUAGACCAGCUAAGACGUGAUAGGAAGUUCGGUGCCGAUGGCCUAGGCAUAUAGACGACCAACGCUAGCGGGGUAGUCAGUACCUAUCUUACGUUAUUUAUGGGAGUUACUGAUGUAAGGGUGAUGAGAUGAUGUAUUUAU